AUGAAAUUACAAAUUACUUUUAUAAUUCUUGCAUGUAUGGUACAAAUGAAAUGUAAUGCUAUGGAAACUUACAAUGGACUAGGAACAAUUUUUCGGAAUGUUCUUCAAGAAUAUGUAUCACCCGAUUGUACUAAAUAUGCAAAUGAUGAUGAAGUUUAUAAAUCAUUUCCAUUUGAACUUGAUUUUAAUUCAACAAGACGAGAUUUUUCAAACACUUAUGCAAUGAAAAAUGGAAAUGGAGAUAUUAUUGUAUUAAAUAUUAACAAACAAGAAUAUGUUCCACCAUCACUCUUUUGUUUAACAGAUUUACAGGAAUUACAUGUACAUAAAACAAAAUUUCAUACGUUUGAUCUUGGAUUACCAAUUGCACUCGAACGUUUGGCAUCAACAUUGAAAUAUCUUACUAUUUCUGAUACACCUAUUCGUUAUCUUCCCGAGCAAAUUGGUAGAUUGAUAUAUUUGAAAACACUCGAUUUAUCGAAUACUGGACUAACAAUUCUUCCAAAGUCAAUUGGCAAAUUAGCAUCAUUAACUUAUUUAAAUUUAUGUGAUAAUAAAUUAAUAUUAUUACCAUCAACCAUUAUAAAUACUCUCUCAUUACAAACGUUAAUAUUAGAUAAUAAUGCUGAUCUUCGAUCAAUACAAGCGCUCAAUGGACAUUCCAGUUUAAAAUUCUUACAAGCAGAUAAUUGUCAAAUUGAACGUAUUCCUCGUAAUUUAUCACAACUAAUAAAUUUAUAUAUGUCCAACAAUAGUCUUACAGAUCUCUCUAAUAUUCACACAUUAGGUAAUAAAACGAACAAGAAAAAAUUGUUUUUCUUUGACAAUAAUUUUAUUCGUUAUUUAUCACCUCAUAUUCGUCAAGUGAAUAAUCUUAAUUUUCUCAAUCUUAACUACAAUAAAUUAUAUGUUUUACCAAUGGAUAUUUACGAAGUUUCAACAUUACAAACUUUAUAUAUUCAAAACAAUGAUUUUGGUGAUAAAGAUCUACAAGAAAUGGUUGCUAGAUUUGAUCGUACUCAUCCAAAAUUAAAAUUCUGUUAUGCAUCGAAAAAAUCUUGUUAA
Messenger RNA from Adineta steineri, 1065 nucleotides. Lineage: Eukaryota; Metazoa; Rotifera; Eurotatoria; Adinetida; Adinetidae. The record is from the annotation of a GenBank genome assembly.